Plectropomus leopardus (leopard coralgrouper) is the source of this 1443-nucleotide messenger RNA. RefSeq names its product phosphopantothenoylcysteine synthetase (gene ppcs). The record is from RefSeq and is a predicted model, not a curated record. NCBI's taxonomy places the organism in Eukaryota, Metazoa, Chordata, Actinopteri, Perciformes, Serranidae.
ACCAAAGAAUUCAUCUCACUGCCUUCAGGAAGUGCACAAGUUGUUUCGAAGCAGACUGAGAACAACAUCAACAUCUAAAGUAGGAGAUUUAACUGUGUUAUCUGCGAUGGCUGAACCCAGAAUAUCUUCCAUUGAUGGGAAGUUAGCUGAAGAAUUUGCCGUUCCCUCCCAUGUCGAGGAGGUCAAAGAGAAGAUGGCUGCUUUCGCCAAGCAUCAUGCUGCGGCAGGUCGCCUGGUGGUUCUCAUCACAUCAGGAGGCACCAAGGUUCCCCUCGAGUCCCGCACUGUUCGCUUCCUCGAUAACUUCAGCAGCGGCAGACGAGGAGCCUCCUCAGCAGAGUAUUUCAUAGACUCCGGCUACGCAGUCAUCUUCCUUCACAGGCAUCGCUCCCUCUACCCCUACACACGCAUGUUCUCAACCAUUAACAUGCUGGAUGCCCUCAGUUUUAAAGGGGGAGAGGGGGAAUCUGGAAACUCUGACGUGGUGGUUAACCAGCAGGUGCUUCCCAACAUCGCCAAAGCACUUAGGCAAUACCAGGAAGUGAAAGAAAGCAAACUCCUUCUGCCCGUUGAGUUCAGCACUCUGUCAGAGUAUCUGCAUCUACUCAAAGCAGCAGCGCAGGCACUCAGCACAAUAGGGUCCAAGGCCAUGUUUUAUUUGGCUGCAGCUGUGUCGGACUUUUACAUCCCAGCAUCUGAGAUGCCUGAACACAAAAUCCAGUCUUCCAAUGGACCUCUUCAACUCAGCAUGAACAUGGUCCCGAAGAUACUGUCCCCGCUGGUGAAGGACUGGGCACCUCAGGCCUUUGUCAUAUCUUUUAAGCUGGAGACAGACGCAACCAUCCUGCUGGACAAGGCUCGACGGGCUCUGGACACGUACAGGCACCAGGCGGUCGUGGCCAACGUGCUGGACUCUAGACGAGGUUACGUGGUGGUGGUGACCCCCGAGACUCAGGCUGAGCUGAUCCUCACAGAGGAGGAUGUAAAGAAUGAGGUGGAGAUAGAGGAGAGGAUAGUGAGCAACCUGACGUCGGCACACAAUAAGUUCAUAACACAAGCGGUUUGACAGGAUUCAUCAUGUUGACGCAGCUGUAAGUUGUGUCUCUGCUCUUACCUGAUCCUGAGUUUCGCUUCAUAUUUGCCUGUUCUGCUGAAAAGAUACUGUAUAUUCAGUAUGUUCCAUAACCUUGGUAAUAACUGUAACUGCAAACACGUCAUGCCUUCCCUUGUCCUUUACACGUGCUCUGAAAACGGGCCUUUAAGCUUAUAAUGGUGUGUCUAUACAGGGACAAUAUGCAAGUUAUUGAAAGUUUGUAAAAUGUUUAUUCACUCUGCGCAGCAAUCUAAAACAGAAACAUUUUCAUGAUUUUUCUACAACUGACUGACAGUUCAAUAAUUCAGUGAUAUGCUUUACUACACACCUAUAAUAAACAGUUCCAAGUA